This is a messenger RNA of Anopheles bellator, 786 nucleotides long. It is a transcript of the gene ClpP, whose product is annotated as ATP-dependent Clp protease proteolytic subunit, mitochondrial. Bases 45 to 722 code for a protein of 225 amino acids. NCBI's taxonomy places the organism in Eukaryota, Metazoa, Arthropoda, Insecta, Diptera, Culicidae. Gene Ontology annotation, cellular component: endopeptidase Clp complex. The record is from RefSeq and is a predicted model, not a curated record. The transcript has 2 exons. Gene Ontology annotation, molecular function: serine-type endopeptidase activity; ATP-dependent peptidase activity; ATPase binding. Gene Ontology annotation, biological process: protein quality control for misfolded or incompletely synthesized proteins.
UUACGAUAUUUAUUUGUUAUUCGUGUUCAAAAAGUAAACUAAUCAUGCUCAAAAUAAAGUCUCUAGUUUCCAUCGCCUCAAGUGUGCGCAAAUUGCACACGAGUAAGAAAACAUUCCUCAACCUGGUGCCAAUCGUCGUGGAGCAGACUGGCCGAGGAGAACGGGCCUACGAUAUUUUCUCCCGGUUGCUGAAAGAACGAAUUAUUUGUCUAAUGGGCCCGAUUCAUGACGAUUUGAGCUCCCUGAUUGUGGCGCAGCUACUGUUUCUGCAGUCCGAAAACGGAACCAAACCGAUUCACAUGUACAUCAACUCCCCGGGCGGAAGUGUUACGGCUGGGCUGGCCAUUUACGACACGAUGCAGUACGUGAAACCACCGGUAGCGACGUGGUGCGUAGGUCAAGCGUGCUCGAUGGGAUCGCUGCUUCUGGCUGCCGGUGCUCCCGGCAUGCGCCAUUCGUUACCGAAUGCGCGCAUCAUGAUACAUCAACCGUCCGGUGGCGCACAGGGGCAAGCGACUGACAUCCAGAUUCAGGCGGAGGAAAUACUAAAAUUGAAGAAACAGUUGACCGAAAUCUACGGCAAACAUACGAAAACGUCGCUGGACGUACUGUACUCAAAAAUGGAGCGCGACACAUUCCUCAGUCCGGAGGAGGCACAGACGAUCGGCAUCAUAGACACUGUGUUAGAGCACCCGCCGUCGUCCACCGAGGGAACAUCGUAACAAAUUCGCUUACCGUGCCUAAAAACAACGCUGAAGCCAACAACAGGGUGUGGCACUAAAAAAC